Kluyveromyces marxianus DMKU3-1042 is the source of this 1662-nucleotide messenger RNA. It is a transcript of the gene RSC8, whose product is annotated as Rsc8p. The transcript has a single exon. Gene Ontology annotation, cellular component: SWI/SNF complex. Gene Ontology annotation, biological process: positive regulation of DNA-templated transcription. Bases 1 to 1662 code for a protein of 553 amino acids. Lineage: Eukaryota; Fungi; Ascomycota; Saccharomycetes; Saccharomycetales; Saccharomycetaceae. Gene Ontology annotation, molecular function: histone binding; zinc ion binding; DNA binding. The record is from RefSeq and is a predicted model, not a curated record.
AUGAGUGUGGAACGUGCUGAUACGGAUAAUGAUGUGAAAAGUGGGUCACCGGGGACCGAGGUAAAGGGGUCAGGACCAGUUUUUCCACAUUUACAACAGCAGCAGCAACAACUGGUUGUUGAAAAUUCGAAGAUUGACUACGAAGCCGAGGCCAAGAAGCUUGAGGAGAAGGCUAAUCGUUUUUUGGCAAAACAAACACACCCUGUGAUAAUUCCUUCAUUUGCGGCAUGGUUUGAUUUUGACGAUAUUCAUGAGUUAGAGAAGAGGGCGUUGCCAAGUUUUUUCAACGAGUCAUCUCGGUUUAAGACACCAAAGGCAUACAAAGAUGUCAGAAAUUUCAUGAUAAACACAUAUAGACUUUCUCCAUAUGAAUAUUUGACUGUGACCGCUGUUCGGAGAAACAUUGCCAUGGAUGUUGCUUCAGUGUUGAAGAUUCAUCAAUUUUUGGAAAAAUGGGGUUUGAUCAAUUACCAGAUCGAUCCCAGGUCAAAGCCAUCCCUCGUCGGACCAAGUUUUACCGGUCACUUCCAGGUAGUGCUAGAUACGCCUCAAGGUUUGAAACCCUUUGUUCCACCUGAAGUUGUAGAAGAUACAGAAUCAACUUCGCAAACUCCAGCAGCUGAAUCUGCAGAUGGCUCAUCAGCUCCUGUCACGGUCAAAGAAGAGAAGAAAUUGGAAUUCAAAAAACCAGAGACAUUCCCAGUCAAUCUCUCUCUAAGAAAAAAUGUUUACGAUAACUUGCACGAUUUCAAUGCACUUCGUCAACUCAAUUUACAAUCUAAACAUAUCAACAGACAAUAUAUUUGUUUCACCUGUGGUAAUGACGCCACUACUAUUCGUUACCAUAAUUUAAGAUCAAAGAAUGUAAACAUAUGUUCUCGUUGUUUCGAAGAAGGUCACUUCGGUGCCAAUUUCCACUCAGCAGAUUUCAUCAGAUUAACAGAAAACUCAGCAGCUAGUACUAGCUCGUGGUCUGAUCAGGAGCUCCUACUCCUUCUAGAAGGUUUAGAAAUGUAUGAAGAUAAAUGGGAUAAAAUUGUGGACCAUGUUGGAGGAGCGAAGACCUUGGAAAUGUGUAUUGAAAAGUUCUUAAGUUUGCCUAUCGAAGACAAGUAUAUCAAUGAAAUACUUCCAAAGCCGGCUGCUUCGCAAUCAGAUAACAAAACAAAAUCGAUAAGUACUACUGAAGCUGUUGAUGCUACGAUAAAGUCAUUACUAGACGGUUUAAAUGAUAAAGUGCUAAACGAAGAUAUUCCAAAGGCAGCCUCGAAUAUUUCCGAAAAGUACGUUCAGGAAGCUCAACUAGUAGUACAGGACCUCGUCGAAGCAACUUUAGAUAAACUUGACUUGAAGCUGAAAAAAGUAGAUCAAAUAGAAAAAUCUAUGAAGGCAGAAAGAGAUAUUUAUAUCAAAGAAACUGAAAGAUUGGUAAAUGAAAGAUUGAAGUUAAGCAAGCAAAUAAAGGACAUAAAUGCCCAUCUAGCUGAACUACAGAUCACCAAAAGAAUUGUAUUAUCAUCGGACCAAAAAAGCGAAACUGACAUCUCUUUGAUGGAGAAAGCCGAUGCAGAACACGAGAAUGAGCUAAAGAAGAAUGAAGAUAUCGACAUUCAAAGUAUUUCUAAGGCAGAACCUCAAUUAUAUAAGAAAUGGUCUCUUUAA